Onthophagus taurus is the source of this 4595-nucleotide messenger RNA. The record is from RefSeq and is a predicted model, not a curated record. Lineage: Eukaryota; Metazoa; Arthropoda; Insecta; Coleoptera; Scarabaeidae.
UUUGUGACUGUCCAAACCUCGCGUACUUAAGGGAAUCUAUUUUCGGAGUACCAUGGCUCCAAAUUUCGGAUAUAAGGAACAUACUUUUCUGUUCUAUAUUAACGUUCAUGAAAAGAUUGGGCUGGUUUUCUUACCCUUGAAUGAACAGUAAAUUGUGGGGACGUACAAAGGGUCCGCUGGGGCCUAAGUGCUGUGAGUAACUCACCCCCACGUGAAACUACAUACAUACAUGUCAGGCAUUCAACACUUUUUGUAGAAUCGGGUAAAGGUAUACAGCUAGAUGUUGAGGAUAUUUUGGUAAGUUUCGAUGUUGAGUCUCUUUUUACCAGGGCACCAGUUAAGGAUGCUGUGGAUGGCCUCCGCCAAAUGCUUAUUCCCGAGGGAUUACCAGAUACGUACCAGAUCUAGUGAAUUUUACGAACAGUACGAAGGGGCAGCUCCAUUAUCGCCAGUUAUAGCUAAUUUCUACAUGGAAUCAUUCGAAGAAGACGCUUUGAAGAAGAUACCCGAUUUUUAUUCCGAUUUAACAUUCAGAGGUGACAACUGUGUAAAAAAAAAUGUUGCGUUCAAUGUCAAAAAAAUGUUUACAAACUUGUCACUUUUUUAAUAAUUUUUACAUUCUUUUAGCAUAAAAAACCAGAAAUAAUUUGAACAAGAACCAGCUUGUUGUUAAAAUGCUUAGAAACAUAUCAUUUUUUGAGACGAACGUUAAUUCCUCAAUCCGAUCAUCAUCAUUUUUCAACCAACAAAAAAUAUGGCCCAUAACGCGAUGUCGCGCAGCGCUUCUCUCUGAUCUCCCAAUCCUCAACGAAUUAGUCGAUAAAACAACAGACUCACACUUCGGAAUGGACGAUAUCAAAGCAGCUUACGAAUUGAGUUAUAUAACUUUGGUGGCCGAAACAAGGCAAGGUGAAAUAGUGGCUGGAGUGUUUUUUAACAAUUUCCCCAAUUUAAGAUCGAUCCCACCGGACGAUUGGGUACCAUGGAUCAUAUACUCGUACAAUUUAAACAACGCCAACAGUUCGAACACGCUUUUCGUUCAUUUAGCCGUUUACAACCAACGAUAUUUGAAAUUAUUUUUGGAACCCGUUUUAGAAAAAGUUUUUAAAAAAUUCCUUCUCGUCCAAUACGUAAUCGUUAUAAUCCCAGCCCAAAAAAAAUUCGUCGACUUCUUACCGUUAAACGGCCUAAACUUACCAAGCACCUCAAAUUGCCCAAACUCCCAAAAAAUCAUGCUUUAUCUAAGACAAGAUUACGAUAAACACUACAAACUUCGCCAAGCCGUCAUCGAAGACAACGACGAUUUAAUUCCUUUAAUCGACACGCAUAGUGAGAGAUUGAAAAAAAUGUACGGCGAAUUUUAUAUGGCCGAAAUAAUAUCCGACGGAAAAUCAAACCGACACACGAUCGUGACGGAAUACGAAGGAUUAGCCGUCGGGAUAAUAAUUUACAACGAAAUCGUUAAUUUAGAGAUAUUAAAAAAUUAUUUCCAACUCGAAUGUUUCUACGGAUUAAGAAAACACGUUCAUUUCGACGACAAAUACGAUAAAGAGCACUACGAUUCCGACAACUACGAGGACUACGAUUAUUUAGACGAAGAAGAUUACGACUUCAUUCACUCGGAUUCAGUCGAAACGGUAUCAAGACACCGAUCGAUAUCAAAUCAAACACUUUCAUUUAGCAUAUUUUCAUCACCAUCAUCAUCGGAAUCAUACUCAAUAUUGAUCCCUCAAACGACGUGUUCGAGCGAAACCUCUCCUAACCCAUCAGAAAUCGUUUUUAAAGGCGUCGUUGAAGGCAAAUUUAGCUCCAAUUUAUUGCACUUUAACGAUAACGAAUUACAAAGGGUGCGAAAUCAAGACAAAUUCGACGACGACCAAAUAAAAUCGGUUUCUUAUUACGCAACUUUGAAUAAGUUAGCGGAAGAUCAAAGAUAUAACGGGCCGAUUAACGCGUUUACUUUGGAGUUGUUGGCCGCUUGGCCCGAGCAUGAAAAAUCUUUGGUUGAAUUGCUCCAAGCUGGGUUUGAAUUGUUUCCGAAUAAAGAUUAUUGCGUUUUAUGCAUCCCAAGUACAGCGCCGUUUUUUCAAUUAUUAACGAAGAUGUUUAUCAGGGUCACCCCGACGGGGGGAUCAAACUUUGCGCACGAACUAUACGUGGUUCAUCGUAACUCGUUGUAUUGCAGGAUUUUGAUUCGUAAAGCUACUUUGUACGAUGUUAAAAACGUGAAAAAAUUGUUGUCGAGGAUGAGAAGUGGGCUAAAAGUGUUUCAAACUUUCCACAAAUACCUAACAAGUCAUUACGAUAACCACCAAACGUUCGUUGUUUUAGCGAAUAACGAGAUUGUGGGUGUCGUUAAUGUAAAAGAUUUAAAUAAUUCGGCUUAUAUAUUCAAUAGGUACCAAGUGUCGCGAAUGACCGAUUUGUCGAAACACAAACCGUGUUGUUUUGGGAGAAUUAAACAUUUCGCGUUGUCUCCGAUUUUUCAAAGACACUCGCGAUGGUUGUUGUUGGAGUUGCAUCGCUUAACCGAUUAUAGUUUGUUGAUACAUCUCGUUGAGCCCGAUGAAGGGACCACCAUGUUUCGCUUCGAUCCGUUGGCGUGCGUUUUGAAUGAGUUAAUGCCGGUGCUUCCUGCGAGGGUCCCCGAAUUUGAUACAAGCGAUAAAGAAAAUUGCGAAUUUAUGCCGGUUAUGAUGCACGAUGAACGACCGUAUGCUGUUUAUAUGUCGACGCCGAUGUAUUGCGGAUUAUCCAGAUUUGAAAUAAACACCAAAAUAGUCGUCGUCGGAGCAAGCGAAAUCGGAUUAUCGUUUUUAAUAGAACUAAUUUUUAACGGAAACCCGAAUCUUCACACAAUCUUCAACAACGUAACCUUAGUUUCAACGCAUGGCUUGCCCAAAUUCGAAACGAACGCAACUUACGAAUCGAUGUUUCCGGUGACGUCGGAUAAAACGUCUGGACAUUAUUUAUCGUUGCUUUCAUUGGCGACUUAUGUUAACGUAGUUUCGGGCGUUAUGAGCGAAAUCGAUAGAAAAGCAAAAACGAUCACCGUUAACUCAACCCAGCUACCGUAUGAUAUGUUAUUUUUAACGUGCGGAACUCAAUUCCAACCUGUUCGAAGAGAAUUUGAGAUUAAGCAGAAUCCGGAAGCGACGAUUCAAGAGUGUCCCGAGAACGUUUUUGUUAUUAAUACGACGGUUGAUGCGAUGUGGGCUAUGAGUCGAAUUGAAAUGAUUUCGGAAGAUAGAAAAAGAAAGGGUAAUUUUAUUGUGUACGGAAAUUGUAUUGAAGCUUAUUGCUGCUUAGAAGGUUUAUUAAAAAGUGGGAUAAACCCCGAAGAUCUUAUUUUUAUAAUCCCACCAUAUUCCGAAGAUUCAGGAACGUUCGAAGCGUUCGAAAAUUCAAUUGAGGAGGUGGUUCAAAAUGAAAUUAAAAAUUUAGGGAUUGAAAUUUAUAAGAAUUAUUCAUUUUGCGAUUGGACGUUCGAUAAAAAUAAUCUUAUGGUCACAUCGAUAAUGUUUCAAACAAACACGAGGACUUACUCGAUGAACGUGAAAGCCGCGUUUAUGUACCAAAGGAAAUCAAUUAGCAAAGUUACCUUCACCGCUUUUAACAAGGCGAAUUUAAUUUUUGAUGGGGCGUUGGUGAUCAGUCCCAAUUAUGAAACGAACGAUCCUAAUAUUUUCGCAGCGGGGAGGAUAACUAAGUAUCCCCGGAGGUAUUACGCGGAUCAUAUGCGUCACAAUUUGUUUAAUCAGGGCGAAAUCGGGAGGAGAUUGGCCCGGAUGAUCUUAAAAAAAUUGGUUCCGAGUAGUGGGCAUGAAGAAGACGACGAUAAUGUGUUGUUUAAGGAGUGCUCGACGAGUGAAGGGAAAAUGUUGGUGCCGUGGUUUGGAAAACCAGUUGAAGUUUUUGCUCAAGUCCCCACGAAAAUUCAGUACUUAUUAAUUCGGAAACCGGGGGUUCCUGUUCCGAUGGAUAUUGCAAGUAUGGAUGAGCGAUUUGGCCAUGUUAUGACAACGGGAGAUUGCAACGAUUUAGACAAAAAAGGUUACUUCUUACUCCACUUAAACAAAUUCCACUCGAUCGAAACAAUCAUUGCGGUAUCCAAAAAGCCAAUACAACGCAAUAACUUGACGUUAUUAUGGGGAAAACACGAGGCGUUAUUCAAUAACUUAGAACACCGCUUUAAAAUCGGUUUAAUCAAAGAUUUUUUUAAAUUCUUCUCACAACCGUGGAUUCAAGCUUUAUUCGACGAUGGAUUCGAAGUCUUGGAGAAAAAUCUUAAUGAUAUUUUAUUACAAACAUCGAUUGAACCUCGUCGAUCGAUAAUCGAAGACGUUGUCGCGAAAAUUGAGCAAAACCACAACGAUAAUGUAACGCCGGAGCAGUACGAUGAGAUUUUCGAUAAAUUUGAGGAUUCUGAGUAUCAACGCGAAUUGGAAAAGAUGGUUAUGGAGUUUUUGGCGGAAAGACAAUCUCAAUUGCCGAUGUAUGCUACUCCGGGGGCGAUUACGAUGAUUUUGGGGGCGUUUGAGGAUAGCCCCUUAUUCACUGCUUUAUAAAAUCAUUUUUUUAAUUUAUUUUAUUAU